UCGUUAAAAAAAUUAAACAUGGCUGCCUUGUGAAAGUCAUGUUGUUCGUUUGCCAUUUGGAGAACUCGGCAAUUAUAUAGCGUAUGAACUGUUUUUAUUGUUUAAUUUCUUCCGUUUCAAAUCAGUCGUUAAGACCAGCGGUUGAUUAAGCACUGCGAGACCCAAAACGGUACUGUCUGAUCAUGGACCACGACCAACAAUUAAGAAAUCUGCGGGAUUUUCUGCUCGUUUACAAUCGAAUGACAGAGAUCUGCUUCCUGAGGUGCACCAGCAACCUGAACUACAGAAGUCUCACGAUGGAUGAGGAGCGUUGUGUAGACAGCUGUGCUGGCAAACUGAUCCGCUCCAACCAUCGCAUGAUGAGCACCUACGUGCAGCUGAUGCCGCGCAUCGUGCAGAAGCGGCUUGACGAGAUGGAGAGUAAGGUGGCCGAGGUGUCCAAAGGCAAUGCAGGUGUGGAGCCACUGCCCGCUGUGGGGCCUGGAGGAGCCUCCACAGCAUCCACACUGCCGGGGGCAUCGCCGACGGUGUCACCCGUAUUGGCUGCUGCUCAACCCUCUGCUACAGCUUCAGGAGGAAGCAGAGCCCCGUUGGCUGUGGUACAGGAACCAACAACCGCACCAAUAUCAACUGUAACACAAGGGGUUCUGCCGGGUAUGGUCAGUGCAGGGAAGCACCAACCGGUUCCUUCCAGUUCUCCUAGUAACAGUACUACCUCUUCUGCAUCAAGCCUGGGACCUUCUGACCAGACUGGACAACAGAUUCUGGCUUCACCCUUAUUAAAAUGAAAGGAAAUGGUAUUAUGUGUACUUUUUAAAAAUUGAUUUUAUAUAUACAUAAUAUUCCGAGUGUUAUUCCUGAUACUAUUCCUGUAACCAUAAAUAAAUUUCAUGGCACCCCUUCCGAUAGGACCAGCA
Molecule: messenger RNA, 917 nt
Organism: Brienomyrus brachyistius
Lineage: Eukaryota; Metazoa; Chordata; Actinopteri; Osteoglossiformes; Mormyridae
Gene: timm10b
Product: translocase of inner mitochondrial membrane 10 homolog B (yeast)
Exons: 3
Coding region: 183-788 (201 amino acids)
Cellular component (GO): mitochondrial intermembrane space chaperone complex
Source: RefSeq, a predicted model, not a curated record